GAGGGGGCCUCCUGGAUCACGCAGCUUAGUCAAGGGCGGUAAAAGCAGCAUCAAACUCCGACCUGGGAAGUGUUUUGUGCUCUGUAUGGGCCCCCCCGGGGGGUGAAGUGCUGCUUUUGGUGGUCUGGGGUGUUUAAGUGAGCCUGGUGUAAUGGUGCUAAAGGGGCAGCUUGAGAAUUCAGCAGGUGUCAGUAGUGGUUAGCAAUGCAUAGCCAGCUGAGAGAGAAACAGGCACUGGAUGACUGUAACCAAACAAUGUCUGUACCACGUGGAGCUGUCCAUGCAAAAUGGAUAGUAGGAAAAGUCAUAGGAACCAAAAUGCAGAAGACUGCCAAAGUGAGAGUGACAAGGCUUGUGCUAGAUCCUUACUUACUAAAGUUCUUUAACAAGCGAAAAACCUAUUUUGCUCAUGACCCAUUGCAGCAGUGUGUUGUUGGAGACAUUGUUCUUCUAAAAGCUUUGCCUGAGCGGAGGAGCAAACACGUGAAACACGAACUGGCUGAAAUUGUUUUCAAGGUUGGAAAUGUCAUAGAUCCGAUAACAGGAAAGCCCUGUGCAGGAACCAGAUUCCUUGAAAAUCUGUCAGAUUCAGAAAAUCUGACAGAGGCAGAUACAACCUAUCUAAGUGAAAAACUCCAGGAACUUAAAGUUUGUUCAUCAGACAAAUAGCAGAGAGAAUAUUUAAAUGGGUCUUUUCAGCUCAUCUCUGUCAGGGAUGUUUGGGGCCCUAUUGCUUUAUGUUAAUUGUUUCAGUGAAAUUUGUAGUCAAAAUAAAUAGUAAACAUAGUUGCUUCUAGUAACAUGUUACAGAUUAAAAAUUUGAGGUGCCUAUCAAAUGAAAACAUGGAAAAUGUGAAUUGUUACACUUAUUGUUGCAUGUAGUUUUGCCCAAAGUCCUGGCAGUUUCAGAAAGCCAGCUGUUCACUUGGAAUGACUCUUCAGUAUUGAGAAAAACAUAAUUAUUUUGUCUAAGUUCGGUGGGAGGGUCAUUAUAUUACUUGAUUGUUCUGUCUUUCAGGCAAUCUUUUGUGGCUUGUAGGCUUACUUAAACUAAUUCUAUUAAAGUGUUUGAAAGGAAGUAUAGAAAC
Cygnus olor (mute swan) is the source of this 1088-nucleotide messenger RNA. It is a transcript of the gene MRPS17, whose product is annotated as mitochondrial ribosomal protein S17. Bases 205 to 669 code for a protein of 154 amino acids. The transcript is spliced from 3 exons. Gene Ontology annotation, biological process: mitochondrial translation. The record is from RefSeq and is a predicted model, not a curated record. Gene Ontology annotation, cellular component: ribosome; mitochondrial small ribosomal subunit. Lineage: Eukaryota; Metazoa; Chordata; Aves; Anseriformes; Anatidae. Gene Ontology annotation, molecular function: structural constituent of ribosome.